Rotaria sp. Silwood1 is the source of this 651-nucleotide messenger RNA. The record is from the annotation of a GenBank genome assembly. NCBI's taxonomy places the organism in Eukaryota, Metazoa, Rotifera, Eurotatoria, Philodinida, Philodinidae.
AUGCUCGGUUGUGGAUUUCCUUCAUUUUCAUUACCAUUAUGUUCUCAAUCGAUGAUGUCUCCAUGUAAUAUGUCCAUGGGACAGGCUUCUGCUAAUCCUUUUUCACUAGCACAACCUUGUCUUCAAAACUUUGUACAGCCUGGUAGUAUGAUGGUUCCUUGUGCAGCUCAGCCUGCAAUGGUUCCAACAGCUGUGCCAGUACCAAUGCCCGUAGCAAUAGAGCGUCCAUGUGCUAUACCUUUUCUACAACCAGUACCGGUACCAGUAGAACGUCCAUGUGCAGUACCUGUUCCUGUUCCAGUAGUACCGGCUAUGGAUGGAUGCCAAGUGCAUCAAUGUCAAACAUAUACAGAAUGUCGUAAAUGUCCAUCAUAUCGUCAAGUAGAAUAUAUUAUUGAAGAACCUGUAUAUAUACGACGUUGUCGACGACGACGAUAUCGAUGUCGAUCAUAUUGUUGUUCUCAAACUCCUUUAGCACCUAUUAUUAUUCCAAUACAAGCACCGGCAGUUGUUGCACAACAACCUCCACUUCAAGUUAAAGAAUAUGUUCAAGAAAUUUAUCCACCUGCACAAGUUUAUACUGAACAAGUACCUGUUGGUUAUGCAAUUCAAAAUGUUGCAAUUCAACAACCAAAUAUAAUUCAAAAUUAA